CAAACGGAGAAUAAACAUUUGUUUUGAUGACGUAUUUCGUAAACGGUUUACGAAUUUCGUCAACAGUUGACAGACGAAAAUUCGCUUGUUGACUCGUCCGAGUCCGACAUCGUGCAAUCCGUGCAACUCCUUUCGUUCCUUCGUUCCCUUCCUCCCUCAUCGAGCUGAAAAAUGGCCGACACCAAAUUGUACGAUAUUUUAGGAGUUCGUAGUAAUGCUUCAGAUGGCGAAAUCAAGAAAGCUUAUCAUAAGCUAGCAAAGGAAUGUCAUCCAGACAAAAAUCCCAGCGCAGGCGAAAAAUUCAAAGAAAUAUCAUAUGCUUACGAUGUCCUCUCUGAUUCUUCAAAGCGAUCUAUUUAUGAUCAGUAUGGCAUUAAGGGUUUACAAGAAGGAGCUGGUAGCCAUGCAGCAAGUCAUGAUUUCUUCUCCCAGGUUUUCGGUGGAGGAGGUCUGUUCGGAGGUUUAGAUGACUUUCUUGGUGGACGCAGCAGGAGUCGAAAAGCAGAGCCAGUAGUUCACAAUCUCAAAGUUUCACUAGAGGACUUGUAUAAUGGGAAAACAUCAAAACUGCAGCUCAUGCGACUUAUCUUGUGCAAACCCUGUAAGGGAUCGGGAUCUAAAACUGGUCAGCCUUCCACGUGUCCCUCUUGUCGAGGUCGAGGAUAUAAAGUUUUCCCCUUCGGUAAUUCUCAGAGAAUUCAGAUGCAGUGUGAUGAAUGCGUCAAUGGUGAAGUUAUUAGAAAAGAAGAUCAGUGUACUAGUUGUAAGGGUCAUAAAAUCAUUGAAGAACCUAAGAUAAUAGAAGUCCAUGUAGAUAAGGGUAUGACAGAAAACCAAAAAAUCUAUUUCAAGGGAGAAGGCAAUCAGGGUCCUGAUCAAGAACCUGGUGACGUUGUGAUAGUGUUGAAAGUGAAACCUCAUGAAACAUUCAAACUCAAAUUCAGAGAUUCAACAGACCUUUGCAUGGAGCACUCCAUAACAAUCACGGAGGCCUUAUGCGGAUUUUCAUUCUCAGUGAAACAUCUUGAUGGCAGAGUACUUCAUAUCAAACAACCCAGCGACUCUGUUGUCAAACCAGGGGAAACGCGUGUAGUUGUUGGCGAAGGAAUGCCGCAGUAUAGAAAUCCAUACGAGAAGGGAAACCUCAUCAUUAGUUUCAAUGUUACGUUCCCAGAAAAUUAUUUUGCUGAUGAAGCAAAACUGAAAACGCUGGAAUCACUUCUUCCCCCUCGACCUGCAUUCAAAAUGCCUACGGGAGAAAAUGUGGAAGAAGUAAAUCUACAGGAUUAUGAUCCACAUCAGCAGAAAUCUCAUUCAAGUCGUGGUGAAGCAUAUGCCAGCGACGAUGAGGAAGGACACGGGCAUCCUGGUGUGCAAUGCGCCCAGCAGUAGGUUUGGAAGGAACAUUAUUUCUGUGAUCGUACGACAGCUUCUGACUCUAAACUUUUCAUUCGAACCUCCCUUUUUUUCUCACCCAAUAUCAUUCUUUUGAUUGGGGAGCUAUUUCAAUAAUUUUGUACUAUUACUAGAACUCGAAAAUCUUAUUUUUGUAAGCUUUGGCUAGCAAAUGACUGUGGCAGACCACCAGCUAUUGAGCAUGUCUUUUCACCCUUUUUGGAGAUGCCUUACUUCAUUAAAAGCAUACUAAACUCACCGAAGGACAUUUUUUUGAACACCAGACUUAAGACGUAUUUUUCAACUUCUAAGAAACAGGAAGAUCAGCUAAUAAGGAUAAUGGUACUUUUUCUUUUCUUGCUCUUCCAUUUUACAGCUUAAUGUAGAUGGGCAGAUUAAGAGGCAAGGAGAAACAUUGCCAGUUUUAGUUUUAUCAUGACAAUACCUUAUUUAUUUUUUUUCUUCAGGGAAAUCAGUUGCUAACAAACUUUUAACCCAAAAAAUACAGCCUAUAGAUUAUUGCUCUUGACUCUUUCAGGAGCAGGGUGUCUUUAAAAUCGUGCUGAAACAUGCUCAGGCCCUCCAACAGAUAUUCAAUUUUUAAUCUUAGCAAAACCUAGCCCAGAAAAAAUGUCGGCCGUCCUCUUUGAUAUGAUGGCCUUAUUAACUAAAGCGGUUUCCUGUACCGAGAAUGUAGGUAGUUUUCUCAGGUUCAUUCCAUUGUGCUUGGCAUGCCUACUGAGCCUCUCUUGUGAAAACUACCUCUCUUUAAGCAUCAAAGUAGUUUAAUUUUAGCAUCAAAAUACUCGGGCGCUGGAAGCUGUAUAGUUUUUGGAGGAUCAAGUCAGUGUGUACCUGGUUUUUUCUGAAAUUUGUUGUUUGUUUCGGUGCAAAAAAAUACGCAGUUUGGAAAUUUGAAUCAUUGGUAAUUUGUUGAUUUUUUGCUGGAAUAAAUUUUGGUGUCUGACAAGAAAGUCUGAACUAGUUUCUCUGCAACUUAGUUUUAAAAAUUGUUUAGACUCUAUUCUUGGAAACUAAUAAUAUUAAUUCUAUGAUCAUGGACUUGAUCGGUAUUGAUGGAAAUUAUCUAGUUUUCAAAUUCUUGUUUUGUACCUCGCCCAAAAGAAGCUAGUUAGCUUCAAUGCCGUGAAUCCUAAGAAUUCAUUCGUAACUUCGGUGUCAGCCUCUGUUUUAAAAUUAAACUAUUCGUAUAAAUAGCACUUGGUCUACUUAUUUUUGAUCCUUAUUCCUAAAAUUUUCCAACCAACUUCAUUCCAACAUAGCUCAGAAGGAAAUGACUUUGUCCAAGUGCUGGUGUUGUAAGUGAAUCUAGUCCAUCUAGAAGGUACUUAUUUGUCUUACCAUUUGUAAGAUUCUGCACUUAUCCACAUAAUAAGAACCUGCCUCUCUGAUUUUGUAGAAUUUCCAGCCCUCACUAAGUGAGAUAUUGUACUUAUGCAUUAAUGCAACCUGCGCUCUCUCUUGGAUUUGUUCGAUUUCAAGCUUUUAAACAUUCUAAGUUUGGGAGUUCGAUCAGCAAAUCUAUCGAGAACGUUAGUUUACAGUUACGGAAUAGGAACUUAAAUGGUCUCAGCCUUAAAAGAAAAGAAAAAAAUCAGUGCUUGCCCUGGUGCUUCAUUGAAUUGUGUUGUUAUGCAGCUCUGUCUAUCUUAUCCUCUAUCUUUAUCUAUGAUAACUUCCUCUAUCUAUUUACUCUAAAAUUUUGAGUAACCAGUUCCUCAUCAACUUCCCUUAGUAUGUAUCAUCCAUUUUCGGUCUGAAAAGUUUAUUCAGCCGAUGUUACCUCUGAUCAAAAAUGAGAGUUUAUAGUUAUUAUUUAUUCAAAAAAUCUGUGAUAGUUACAUUUCAGCUUGUGCCUUCUCUCUCGCCUACGGUUCGUUCAGACAGCAUGUCAAGCCGCUUGCCAAGCCCUAUUACAAACAUGUAAUUUUUUCCUGUGAACUGCCAUACGCAGCUAACGCUGAUUGCUUUGAUCUUCAGAAGCUUGUCGAAUGGCGCGGCAGACUAUGUGAAUGCGCCUUAAGAAUACCUUAUGAAGUUCAAAUGAUGCUCGAACCCCAAACACUCCUAUCAAGUUCAUCUUGACUGUUCUUAACUGUACUUUGGACCGUAACUCAGAUGAAAAUUUCGUGACCCCAAGUACUUAAGCAGUUGUACUCUAUCCAUUUAAAUGUCCUAUGACUUCAACCUUAGCCUUUUAUUAGUUUGUAAUGGAUUUUUAAUCUCGGACAAAACAAGUGAUAGCUAGGAAUUGGUUGGUCUAGAAGAUGGCGAAGUGCUAAAAAGUUUAACAGCAAAGAAAGCGACACGCGAGCAGUUAUGAACAAAUGCGAAACCUCCUUCGAUGAUGCAACAUUGACAUCGGUUGAAUUUUUUCCUCUCCUCAAAAAUGAAAGUAAGAGUCAAGCAGUUGAAAUUGUAAGAUCCCAACCAUUAGAAAUACUAAAUUUUAUGUUAUAAUUCCUUUAGGAUGUAUUGAAGGGAAAUAUUUCAAAACAGUGAACCCAACCUGCCUGCAAAUUAUACUUUCAGUCAACCAACCAACUGCCCAGAUACAUCUAAUUUGGUUUGAUUAUUCUCAAAAGGUUGAGUUACACAAACCUCGAAUUUUUGCAGUACAGAGAAAGAAAGAAGUAAAUUAUUGCAACUGACAUUAUGUAUAAGUAAGUCUGAGGAUUGCAGUUUUUGAAAAAUUGAGUCAGAAGAGCUAUUGUUCAUUUCACAAUUGUCAUUUCAAAAAACAUUACUGAUAAAACUUCUGAAUAAGUCUUAGAAGCUAGGUCUUCCAAAAAGUUUGAGAAUGAACUUGCUCUAUAUGGAAGUGUUGGUAAAUCUUCUUCUUUUCUCAAAUAAUUGUACAAUCUAUUAAAUACAUUUUUUCACAGC
Messenger RNA from Bemisia tabaci, 4302 nucleotides. RefSeq names its product dnaJ homolog subfamily A member 2. Gene Ontology annotation, molecular function: Hsp70 protein binding. The record is from RefSeq and is a predicted model, not a curated record. Gene Ontology annotation, biological process: protein folding. Lineage: Eukaryota; Metazoa; Arthropoda; Insecta; Hemiptera; Aleyrodidae.